Messenger RNA from Penaeus chinensis, 1371 nucleotides. RefSeq names its product apical junction molecule-like. The transcript has 2 exons. Bases 1 to 1371 code for a protein of 456 amino acids. Lineage: Eukaryota; Metazoa; Arthropoda; Malacostraca; Decapoda; Penaeidae. The record is from RefSeq and is a predicted model, not a curated record.
AUGCUAAGUGAAAAAUUGGUGCUGAAUAAACAGAAACGUUGGAAGCCUCCACAUUCCCGACGGCGCAUGCGCCAAGCGUCGCAGAAUGGCUAUACAGAACAAGUUUCUCACACUCCUUUUAAUCUCCUAGUCACGGCAGCGCACACGAGACGAAAGCGGGUCAAGACAAUCGACCUUCGUCCUCGAGGAGUGAUAACCUGGGCCUGGAGACCUUCAAGUGCUUGCUGGAAUCACGAGGCUUUGCUUGCCCGCAGACGAGGCCGCAGGGAGGACGUCUCGACAGCAGGGGGACGUCUCGACAGAAGGGAACAUCUCGACAGAAGGGAACGUCUCGACAGAAGGGGACGUCUCGACAGAAAGGAACGUCUCGACAGAAGGGAACGUCUCGACAGAAGGGAACGUCUCGACAGAAGGGGACGUCUCGACAGAAAGGAACGUCUCGACAGAAGGGGACGUCUCGACAGAAGGGAACGUCUCGACAGAAGGGAACGUCUCGACAGAAGGGAACGUCUCGACAGAAGGGGACGUCUCGACAGAAGGGAACGUCUCGACAGAAGGGAACGUCUCGACAGAAGGGGACGUCUCGACAGAAGGGGACGUCUCGACAGAAGGGGACGUCUCGACAGAAGGGAACGUCUCGACAGAAGGAAACGUCUCGACAGAAGGGAACGUCUCGACAGAAGGGGACGUCUCGACAGAAGGGGACGUCUCGACAGAAGGGAACGUCUCGACAGAAGUGAACGUCUCGACAGAAGGGGACGUCUCGACAGAAGGGGACGUCUCGACAGAAGGGAACGUCUCGACAGAAGGGAACGUCUCGACAGAAGGGGACGUCUCGACAGAAGGGAACGUCUCGACAGAAGGGAACGUCUCGACAGAAGGGAACGUCUCGACAGAAGGGGACGUCUCGACAGAAGGGAACGUCUCGACAGAAGGGAACGUCUCGACAGAAGGGAACGUCUCGACAGAAGGGAACGUCUCGACAGCAGGGGGACGUCUCGACAGAAGGGGACGUCUCGACAGAAGGGAACGUCUCGACAGCAGGGGGACGUCUCGACAGAAGGGGACGUCUCGACAGAAGGGAACGUCUCGACAGAAGGGGACGUCUCGACAGAAGGGAACGUCUCGACAGAAGGGAACGUCUCGACAGAAGGGGACGUCUCGACAGAAGGGAACGUCUCGACAGCAGGGGGACGUCUCGACAGCAAGAGGACGUCUCGACAGAAGGGGGACGUCUCAACAGAAGGGGACGUCUCGACAGAAGGAGACGUCUCGACAGCAAGAGGACGUCUCGACAGCAGGGGGACGUCUCGACAGAAGGGGGACGUCUCGACAGAAGGGGGACGUCUCGACAGCAAGAGAACGUCUUGA